Molecule: messenger RNA, 2077 nt
Organism: Rana temporaria (common frog)
Lineage: Eukaryota; Metazoa; Chordata; Amphibia; Anura; Ranidae
Gene: DNAI2
Product: dynein axonemal intermediate chain 2
Exons: 14
Coding region: 111-1877 (588 amino acids)
Biological process (GO): outer dynein arm assembly; cilium movement
Cellular component (GO): outer dynein arm
Molecular function (GO): dynein light chain binding; dynein heavy chain binding
Source: RefSeq, a predicted model, not a curated record
GUGUAAGCGGACGUUUCCGGAGUCCUGGGCGUUGCUAGGAUACAGUAAACAGCCUGGGAUCUUGCAGUGGGGGAUCCGGAGAUCAGAUUGGAGAUCAGUGAUCAGGCACCAUGGAGAUAGUUUACGUCUACACGCGGAAGCGUGGCGAGUUCGGACGCCAGUGCAACUUCUCGGACCGCCCGGCGGAGCUCCACGUCGACAUCCUGCCAGACCCUUCGCAAGCCUUGAACUUCAUAGAGCGCAAUCCGUGUGAUGUCAGCAUCCAGUGCGCCCGCGACAUGUCCGAGCACGAGGUGAACACCGAGCGCUUUGCAAUGGAGGUCCGAGGGGUAAACCACGUGGAAGGGGGGUGGCCUAAAGACAUCAACCCGCAAGAAAUGGAACAGACCUCCCGAUACCGGAAGAAGGUGGAGAAAGACGACCAUUACAUCGCCACCAUCACGCAGCUGGGGAGCGUGAUGGAGCAUUGCAUCAAGCAGAACAACGCCAUCAAUAUUUACGAGGAAUACUUCGAGGAAGAGGAGGAGCUGGAGGGGAUGGAUGAAGCUCCGUCUGCCAAGACCAUCAAUGUCUUCAGGGACCCCAGUGAGAUCAAGCGCACUGCCACCCACCUCUCCUGGCACCCGGAUGGCGGCAGGAAGCUGGCCGUGGCUUAUUCUAGUCUGGAGUUCCAGCGAGCCCCCAAAGACAUGAGCUACGACUCCUACAUCUGGGAUAUCGAAAAUCCAAACAAACCGGAACUGACGCUGAAACCCGUAUCCCCGCUGGUCAGCUUGGAGUAUAACCCCAAAGACUCUCACAUCCUGGUUGGCGGCUGCUACAACGGACAGAUCACAUACUGGGACACCCGGAAAGGAGGACAACCCGUGGAGCUGUCCGUCAUUGAACACAGUCAUAGAGAUCCCGUUUACAAGGUCAUCUGGCUCCAAUCAAAGACUGGGACCGAGUGUUUCUCCACCUCCACAGAUGGUCAGGUCUUGUGGUGGGACAUCCGAAAAAUGAGCGAGCCGACAGAAAAGUUAAUCCUGGACAUCACAAAGAAAGGAAACCUUGACCUGGCUUUGGGCGGAAUCUCACUGGAGUUUGAACCAACUAUGCCAACCAAGUUCAUGGUGGGAACCGAGCAGGGCAUGGUAAUCUCCUGUAACCGCAAGGCCAAGACUCCAGCCGAAAAGAUUGUGUGCACUUACAGCGGGCACCAUGGACCCAUUUAUUCCGUGCAGAGGAACCCCUUCUUCCCUAAAAACUUCCUGACAGUUGGAGACUGGACGGCCCGGAUCUGGUCUGAAGACUCCAGGGAAUCCUCCAUUAUGUGGACAAAAUAUCACAUGAGCUACUUAACAGAUGCAGCGUGGAGUCCGGUACGGCCCUCUGUGUUCCUGACCACCAAAAUGGACGGCACCCUGGAUGUCUGGGACUAUUUAUUCAAACAGAACAACCCCUCUCUCAGCCUCAAAGUGUGCGACGAGCCUCUCUACAGCCUCCGCUUACAGGAUAACGGGCGAUUUGUGGCCUGCGGAUCGAAGAACGGUUUGACAACCCUCCUGGAGAUGUCACCGGGACUCUGCACCAUACAGAGGAACGAGAAGAACCUCACCACCGCCAUGUUCGAGCGUGAGACCAAGAGAGAGAAGAUCCUGGAAGCGAGGCACAGAGAGAUGCGGCUGAAGGAACGCAGCAAGGCCGAGCCAGGUAAAGAGGAGGAGACCAAGGAGGACAAGCCGGAGGAGAACACAGAGGAGCUGAUCGCCAAGGCAGAGAAAGAUUUCGUAGAGAUGAUUGAAGCGGAGCGAAAGAAGCGGGAUCAGGAAGAGAAGAAACUGCAAGACAAGGAAGGAGAGGAGAAAGAAGUGUCUGAAGAGAAAGAUGUGAAAUAAUAGCAGGUUGAAAGUCUGUCCACGCGGUGAAAAGAGUGACUUUCCAUAAACUGUGACUAUGUGACGGAGGUGUCCCUCUUCUUCCUACGCGUUCCGUCACCCCACCGCCCGUCCCACUACACAGAGCAGAAGUCCGCACUACAGGAUCGUUUUUUUUUUUCACUUGAUUGUUCUUACCGUUUCCCUUCUGUUUUUUUUGU